AUGAAAUCAAAGGAUAGCAAAAUCCAGUCUUUGCAGCAAGAGCUGGAUCUUAUAAAAGAGGAAUUAACUCAAAGCUUAUCUCUGUUACUUAGUAGUGGGCUUUUAUGUAAAGAAGAGGAGGCACAGACUUCAGAUUCUGAACUGCGUCUAACUGAUAGUAAAACUCAGUUGGAAAAGUUGUCCUCUCUGAUAACCACUCUUUUGAGCAAAGAAACAGAAAGAGAACAGUUGCAGCUGGUGCUUUUAGAAAAACAGAAAGAAAUAGACAUCAUGAAAGAUGAAUUAAAAACCAUGCAGUCACUUGAGAAGCAGAAGGAACUGCUGCAUAGUGAUAUUGAAAAGAUGAAGAGCAAAUACAGAUCUGAAAUUGAAUGUCUGUCAGAAGAAAUGGUCACAGUCAAGGAAACAUUAUAUAAACAACAGUCACUUUUGCAAGAAAGGGAAGAAUCCUUUGCAGAAAUAAAUAAGCAGGUUGAAUUUCUUCAAGACAAGAUAAAUAAGUCAGAAGAAAUAGUAAGAACCAGUCAAGAAAAACUCCAACUUGAAGGUAAAAAAGUAGCAGGUCUCCUUGAAGAAAUGGGGAAUAAAGAUCAGCUCAUUGAAAACUUAACUUCCCAGGUAAAUCAGCAGAAAAAUUUAAUAUCUGGUCUAAGCCAGCAACUGAAAGAAAAGGACUGUUCUGUUACCCAGAUCAUGGAAUCAUUGUCUAAUGAAAUGCUGAAUUUUUCUGAAGAGAGAAAUACAUUAAAUAACAAACUGCAAGACCUUGAAGCUGUUCAUAAUAGCUCUUUAGGAGAGCUAAACCGAGUAUUGCAGGAACUUGAGGAUUGUAAGAAAGAACUGGAAGACAGUCAGGUUACCUUAAGCAGUAGAGAAGCUGUGGUGAAAGAUCUAAUGAAUGAAAAAGAGGAGAUGCAGUUUAAUCUUGAGAAAAUGGGCAAGGAAAAAGACAAUCUGAAAAAGAAACUUCAAGCAGCGUUGAUAGUAAGGAGAGAUCUAUUGCAAAAAGUUGGAAAACUAGAAAAGAGUGGACAGGAAGAAAUAGAUAAAGAGAAAAAAAAAGCAGAGGAGUUGUUGAAGGAAGUUAAUGAGUUAACAGAAAAGCUGAAAGUAGUUGAAGUACAAAAUAAAGAUUUUGAGUCUCAUCUUGGAACUCUGAAGAAACAACUUUUAGAAAAAGAUGCCAAAAUAAGUGAUUUGACUGAAAUUUUAUCUGCAAAAGCUUCUUACUUAGAGGAACUUCAGAACAAUAUUGCAGAACUGAAUGAAGUCGUUGCUGAAAAACAAAAUCUAUGUGAGCAGAACCUAAAAUCUUUGGAGGAAAAGGACAGCAUGCUUGCUCGUAUGCAAUCUAUGCUGCAUGAAAAAGCAAGUGCAUACGAAGAGGAACGUUCUCAGCUGCUGUUAGCUCUUGAAAAGGUCAAGUCUGAAGUUAAUAACAAGGCAGAACUGUUGAAAAAUUGCAGUUCAGAAGAGUCUGGUGUAAGUCCUGAGGACAGGAGGACGUGUCUGGACCAGAGCAAUGACAUUAAUGUUAUCAAUCAAUUAAAAAAAGAAAAAGAAGCCUUGGAGAGGGAGCUUCUGGUCAGGAAAGAAGAUAUUAAAAAUUUUCAGAAAGAAAGGGAAGACCACACUAAACUUGCAGAGGAUUUUGAUGAACGAAAAAACCUCCUUGAGAAUCUCAAACAAGAACAUAAAGCACUCUGGGAAGUCCUUCAAACAAAAUGUAAAGAACACGAUUUUGACCAGGAGCAGUACCAGGAGCAAUAUAAGGGCAGCUUGUUGGAGGGUAUAAAGCAGCUACAGAAGAAAUUGAAGACAUAUGAAGCGGAAGCUGUAGACAUUAAGAUGGCCCUUGAACAUGUGACUAGUGAGAAAGAAGCGCUUACUAAAAAAAGUGAAGAGAAUUACAAAGUGAGCCAGGAGGAACUGCAGAAGUUGAGAAUAGAAGCCAAGAAGGAAGUUGCAGAAAAGAUGGAGGAGAUAGAAGCAUUCCAUUGUUCACUUAUGGAUUUCAAAGAUAAACUUGAUCUGGAAAAAGAAUUAUUAAAUGAAGCUAUAAAGAAAGGAGAAGAAGAAGCCCACCAUUACAAAACAGCAUUUGAAGAGAUGAAGAAUGAAAAAGAGAAACUUAUCAGUUGUUUAGAAAAGUCCAAUUUAGAACUAAUGAAUAUGAAAAUGGAGGCAAAACAUUUCAGUGAAGAAAACAGCAAACUGCUGAUGGAGGUGUGUAUGCUACGUGAGAAGGCUGGGAUGAGUAGACCUGUAGGGUCAUGCAAAGAGCUUAAGGAAGGAAAUGAUGCUGAAAAAGAAGUGGGAGAGUUUUGUUUGGAAAGUAAUUCUCUUCAAGGAAAGCUGCAAGGUAAAGGCACCCGUCCUCAGCUGUCGGAGACUGAUCACUCUGGGAAAACUGAACUGAGAGAAGGAACAGAAUGUCAAAUCCAGAACCAAAUGCAAAUGACUGAAGAGCUACUGGCAAAAGCUGCAAAUGUCAAUGUUUCUAAACCACAAGAGCAAAGAACUGCACCAGAGGACAAGUCCAGAGAGCGCCUUCAAAGAAAGUUACAGGCGGCUUUAAUAUCACGUAAAGAAGCCCUGAGGGAAAAUAAAUGUCUGAAAGACCAGAUUGAUAAGCUGGUGUUGGAAAGAGAGGAACUGGUGAACAAGACAGGGAUGCUGGAACGCUUGUUAGAGCUUGGUAGAGAAAACCAAAGCUCAGGUACUGUUUCUGCUUUGCCUGAAGAGGAGAGUCUUGUUUCUGAAAAUGCUAGACUGUUGACUGAAAACGAGAACCUCACUGCGGCGUGUGAAAGUCUCAAAUCCACCAUGGAGACUAUAGUUCAGGAAAAAGAGGCCUUUUCUUUCCAACUAAAUACCUUAAAAGAUUCUCAGACAGUUGAAUUAACAGGAUGGAAGGCUAAACAUAGUGAAUUAAAGCAGGAGUAUGAAUCACUUCUUCAGGCAUAUGAGAAUAUCAGUAGUAAAGUAGCAGAUAUGAGGCAAGUUAUUGAUCUCAGUAGAAAAGAGAAGCAAGAGGCUAUUCAAAGACUCAGGGAAGGAGAAUCUGAGAAAGAGGCUCUUGAAAAGCAUUUACAAAAACUCACUGAUGAAAAUGGGGCUAUUAAGAAUCAGCUGAAACAACUCAGCGAAUCCAAGAAAAUGGAAGUUGAGGAAUUACAAAGUAAAGCAGAGAGGCAGAUACGUGAGCAAGAGGCAAGGAUGCAAGAACACCAGGAUCGUCUUCAUGAACUCACUGAACAGAAUCAUCAGCUUAUGGAGGAAAAUGAGCAGCUGAAACUAAUUUCUGAAAAUUUAAAGCAGGCUUUAGAGAAAAUUCAGGAUGAAAAUGAGAUCCUUCAUAAUGACAUCACAGUAACUAAAGCAGCUUUGGGAGAGCUCCAGGUUCAAAUGGAAGUGUACCAAAAUGAUACACAAUGUAAAAUCAGGGAUGCGUUGUAUGAGAAUGAAUCUUUGUUAAAGGACUUUAAUGUGCUAAAGGAUAAACUCUCUGAAAAAGAGCAAGAUGUACUUGUCCUAGAACAAGAAAUGAAAUUGAUUUCAGAAAAAGCUAAAGAAACGGAAAAAUCUUUGGACCAUAAAAGUCAUUGUCUAACAAAGCUGGACAUGGAAUGCAAAAGUCUGACACAAGAAAUUGUUAGUCUAAAUGAAAAAGUUAAGAUUUUAGAGGAUGAUAAAUGUCUGUUACAGGAAGAAUUAGAAAAUGUACAAGAAAGUUCUUACAAAGUAAAGAAUGAGAGAGAGUUUCUUGAGACAGAAUUGCUUAAUCAUGUUAAAAAAGUUGAUCAUCUCACUGAUAGGAUGAAAUCAGCACAGGUACAGAAUAACUUGCUGUUACAGCAAUUGGAAGACUUAAAGGCAGAAAAAUGUAAUGUGAUUAGAGAAAAAGAGGAACAGCAGUUACAUCUUGUAAAAAUGUUUGAGGAGAAGGUGAAAAGUGCUCAAAGGGAUAAUAAUGGAAGUAAAAACAAAACGAAAGAGUUGCAAGAACUCUUAAAGGAGAAACAGCAGGAGAUCAACCAUUUGCAAAAAGAUUCUAUAAGGUUCCAGGAGCUGAUCCUGGAUUUGGAAAGAUCUGUGAAACUAUCACAAUCAAAAAGUGAAAAAUUUGAAAAAGACUUAAGUAAUAUGUCAGAAAAGCUUGCAAAGUCAAAUGAAGAAAUAUAUCAGCUGAAGGGAAAGCUUUCUUCACAGCUGAAUUUGUUAGAUCAGUCAAAGAAUGAAGUGGACAGGCUUACAGAUGAGAAUCUAACCUGGAGAAAAGAACUUAAGAAGAAAGAUGAUGAACUACAAAUUCAAAAGAGGGAAUAUGAGAAAGAAUUGGAGCUUAAUCUUCAGCAGUUAAAAUUGGUUCACCAAAGAGAGUUUUUGAACCUGGAGGAAAGACACGGUGCCCUUGAGAGAGAAAAAGAUAGGGCAGUUAGUGAGAUUCGUGGUCUGCAGCAGGAAAUCAGCACUAAGGACUCCCAAAACCAGAAGCUGCAAGCAGAUCUGAAUGCAGCUUUGGCACGGUUAGCUGCUUUCACAAAGUGUAUGUCCUCUCUGCAGGACGACCGAGACAGAGUGAUCACUGAGAUGAAAACCUGGGAAAUGCAGUUCAAAGAGGCCAUCCAAAAUAAACAGAAACAGAUAGAAGACAGUAAUAAAAGAAUAACGUCUUUACAAGAUGAAUUGAAAGCCAAAAUCGCUCAGAUUCAAGAACUGAAUAUCAAAUAUUCAGUGGUAGAGGAAACAAAGGAUGAACUGCAGCAAGAAUUGGAAGGUCUUCUUCAGUCCAAAGAAGAAACUUUGCAAGCACUCCUUAAAGAAAAUAAUUCUCUUAAUCAUCUUAUAGAGAGUAGUAAAAGCACAGGAAGAGAGAUAAAAGCUCUAGAAAGUAAUUUUACCAGGCAGGAACAAGAAUUGCAACAGCUUGUAGCUGAGAAGGAAAAAAUGAAUGCUGAAUUGCAAAAGCAGAUCACUAUUUCUGAGCAAAUGAAGAUCAUGCUAAAUAAUAAAGACAAAGAAAUUUCCUUACUCAUUUCUUCAAAAGGCGAUGACAUUUCUGACUAUCUGAUUCAGGUACAGACUCAACAUAGAAAACAAAUCCAAGAGUGUGAACUUCAGUUAAGGUCUUUGCAGAUGGAGAGACAACAAUCCGAGGAGUCCCGUCAGAGGAUGGAAACUGAAUUGAGAAAUCUCCAGAUGAAAGCAGACAGAGCAGGUCAAGAUAAGGAUGCAAUUGCUAGUGAACUAGAAGCCUUUAAAAAAUCCAUGUCAUCUCUUCAGAAUGAUCGAGAUGAGCUUUUUUCUAAAUACAGAGAGCUAGAACAUCUUUACCAAGAUGUCUUAAACCAGCGGGACGGUCUUAUUGUUGGCCAUGCAAGUGAGAAUAAUGCUUUGAAACAAGAGUUAAGGAUACUUCUCAAUCAGAUAGAUGAUCUUCAUUCUGAAAACGCAAUGCUAAGUGCACAGCUGAUAAAGUAUAGGGAAGAUCUUAAUCAAGUUUUAUCUCUGAAAGACCAUCAGCUGAAAGACUUACUUAAGCAGAAAUUGGAUUGUAUUAAAAGCCUUGAACAAGAAAAAUAUGAUCUACAAAAGCAAGUAAAAGAAAUGCAACUUUCCAAUGAGCUGCAGAAGGAUACUGCUGUGGCUUUGGAACACGAAAAUAAAAAACUAGUGUCUAAAGUAAGUGAUUUAGAAUCUUUAAUUGCAUCACUAAACAAAGAGAAGCUUGUUUCUGAGUCUGGAGAGAAACUGCUAACGAGUGAUAGUGUUCAGAAAAAAGAAUGUGUAUCAAAUGGACAGUAUGGAGCAACUCCUCAGAAGACUGUUCAAGAACUGCAGAAACGGAGAGGCAGAAACGCUAAGGAUGCAGAGGAGGACUACAGUAAGACUCCUUUGACACUUGAACAUGGAGCCGAGCCUGAUGCUUUUGCAAAGAAGAUGAUGCUUGAAGUUCAGUCUCAAAACCUUGAGCUGAGGUCCCAAAACGAGGCCUUUGGGAAAGCCAUGACUGCUCUGCAAAAUGACAGAGAUAGGGUAAUAGAGGACUUAAAGGUACUUCAGAGCAGAUACACCUCUGAACUCAAGACUGAAAAAAAGAAAGGAGAUGAACUUGAAGCUGAAUUGGAUGGUUUUAAAUUGCACCUUCUCAGUUUGCUCAAAGAAAAUUCUCUUCUGAAUCAGGCUGGUUUUGAUGCUGCAGAUAAGGUUACACUUGAUCAGGUGGCUGAUGAAGUUGAAAAGCUCUGUAGGAUGCUAGUCAGUCGAGAGGUGGAGGUUAGCAGGCUCUCCUCUGAGUGUGGGAGUUAUGUUCACCAGAUUGAAGCAUUUUCCAAGGCUAUGGCCAGUCUUCAGGAUGACCGAGACAAAUUGCUGCAGGAGCUCAGCAAUCAGAAGACAAUGCUUAGAGACAUCAUGGGCUUUGGAGUUUAA
Messenger RNA from Merops nubicus (carmine bee-eater), 6435 nucleotides. Its product is annotated as golgin subfamily B member 1-like. Gene Ontology annotation, cellular component: Golgi apparatus. Bases 1 to 6435 code for a protein of 2144 amino acids. NCBI's taxonomy places the organism in Eukaryota, Metazoa, Chordata, Aves, Coraciiformes, Meropidae. The record is from RefSeq and is a predicted model, not a curated record. The transcript has 4 exons.